Molecule: messenger RNA, 1758 nt
Organism: Tarenaya hassleriana
Lineage: Eukaryota; Viridiplantae; Streptophyta; Magnoliopsida; Brassicales; Cleomaceae
Product: glucose-6-phosphate/phosphate translocator 1, chloroplastic
Exons: 5
Coding region: 364-1539 (391 amino acids)
Biological process (GO): transmembrane transport
Cellular component (GO): Golgi apparatus; membrane
Molecular function (GO): antiporter activity; phosphoglycerate transmembrane transporter activity; triose-phosphate transmembrane transporter activity
Source: RefSeq, a predicted model, not a curated record
CGGUUGGUGGUUUUGUCAGGGACGAUGUUCAGUAAUUUCUUUUCUUUUUUCUUUUUAUUAAAAAAUCUGUUGGAAAUCAAUAGCUUUCUCUCUCUUUAUUUAUAAGCGUGUAUAGAUACACACAUAUAUAUAUACACGAUCUCUGCUCUGCUUUCGCUUUUAUUUCGCUACACCGGCGGCGUUGGGAUCGAUCUAAGAUCUCCAUUGAAACGUCUUGUUUCUCGUUCUCUGAAUUCUUCUUGUUUCAGAUUCUGGGUUCAGCUUGUGCUAGGGUUUUGAUUCUGAUCAGAGCCUCCGCUUUUUUUUUCUUUGGGUUAAUAUUUUAUUCGACGGAAAAAGCUUCCUUUUUUUCCCUCUCCGGCGAUGGUUUUAUCGGUGAAGCAAACCGUCGCGGCGAAGAUCGGCGCAUGCGAUCCGCUUUUCCGGCGGAACCCAUCGUGCCUUUUCCGGCGAUCUCCGGCAUCGUUGUCGUUUCCGGGGCCGGAGCUCCCGAAACGCGCCGUUUUGGCGGUUUCGAAGCCUCUGCACCUCGGUGCUAUCGCUCUGAGGAGAACGAAGUCUCCGGUGAAGUGCAACGCGUACGAGGCGGACCGAUCGGAGCCCCAGCCCGUCGAUGCGGCGGCGGUGGCGGCGAAAUCGGAUGCGGCGAAGAGGGUGAGGAUCGGGAUUUACUUCGCGACUUGGUGGGCUUUGAACGUCGUCUUCAACAUCUACAACAAGAAGGUCUUGAACGCUUACCCUUAUCCAUGGCUGACUUCGACGCUGUCUCUCGCCGCCGGUUCGCUCAUUAUGCUCGUGUCUUGGGCCACCGGAAUCGCCGAGCGGCCGCAAACUGAUUUCGAGUUCUGGAAGACACUUUUUCCGGUUGCUGUGGCUCACACAAUAGGACAUGUAGCAGCAACUGUGAGUAUGUCAAAGGUUGCCGUUUCGUUCACUCACAUCAUCAAGAGCGGUGAGCCAGCGUUCACCGUUUUGGUCUCGAGGUUCCUUUUGGGCGAAACCUUUCCGACCUCUGUCUAUCUUUCCCUCAUUCCUAUCAUCGGUGGUUGCGCUCUCUCCGCUCUCACCGAGUUAAACUUCAACAUGACUGGUUUUAUGGGAGCAAUGAUUUCCAACUUGGCUUUCGUCCUCCGGAACAUAUUCUCAAAGAAGGGUAUGAAGGGGAAGUCCGUGAGCGGGAUGAACUACUAUGCUUGUCUCUCCCUUUUAUCCCUCUUGAUUCUCACACCAUUUGCGUUUGCGGUCGAGGGUCCACAGAUUUGGAUAGAUGGAUGGCAGAAGGCUCUCUCUGAUAUUGGACCCCAAUUCAUCGCGUGGGUGGCUGCCCAGAGCGUGUUCUAUCAUCUGUACAACCAAGUGUCAUACAUGUCGCUAGACGAGAUCUCUCCCUUGACGUUUAGCAUUGGUAACACCAUGAAACGUAUUUCCGUCAUUGUCUCCUCCAUCAUCAUCUUCAGCACUCCCGUCCAGCCCAUCAAUGCCCUUGGUGCCGCCAUUGCCAUCCUCGGAACCUUCUUGUACUCUCAGGCAAAACAGUGAGAGCUGAAGCCAGUGGAGGAUCAUGCUUGCUUUCUCCGGCGGCCUGUGUGAAUGCUGGUUUUCCGGUUUAAUUCUAAACCGGAAGCGGUUUAAGUGUAGAGAUGUAUACCCAAUAAUGAUGAUACGGCGUUUCAAUGUGGUAGGCAGGUUUUUGGUUUGUCUUUCUAUAUAAAUAUAUAUUUCCAAAAGAGUGUUGAAUCGGGGGGGGGGGGGGGGGGG